AUGAAACUUUUGACUGCCAUCAGACUGCGAUCAUGCAAACACUCGUUUCUACCAACAGGACAAUCGCUUGGCUUUUCUCGCUUGUUGUCAACUGCCCGAGAAUGCAAUGUAGAAGCUUUGCACGGCAACGACAAAGGCAUCUUUGUCCUGACAUUGGAUCGUCCUGCAGCCAAGAAUGCUUUAGGUCGCACUCUCUUGUCACAGUUUCGUCAAUCCAUCAAUGAUCUACGUUUUAACGAUCAGGCUCGUGUGGUGAUUGUCAAGAGUGCAGUGGAUGGAGUGUUUUGUGCAGGAGCCGAUCUAAAGGAGCGAGCUCAGAUGCAACCGUCUGAAGUGGCAGCAUUUGUAAACUCACUUCGUGCAGCCUUUUCUGAACUAGAGUCGUUACCAAUGCCAACGAUUGCAGUGGUUGAUGGAUUUGCAUUAGGAGGUGGUCUUGAACUGGCUCUAUGCACCGAUCUGCGUGUCGGUGGACAAAAAGCCAAGGUUGGGCUUCCAGAAACGAAACUGGCAAUUAUUCCUGGUGCUGGUGGUACUCAGCGACUUUGUCGUUUGAUUGGAGUUUCUCGUGCCAAAGAGCUUAUUUUUACGAGUCGAGUCUUGACAUCGAGUGAAGCGUUUGAUUAUGGUAUUGUCAACUAUACAGUGAAUGAAUCAGCAUACUCUAAAGCACUCGAGGUUGCGCGUACAAUGAUUCCUAAUGGACCAGUUGCAAUGCGUAUGGCCAAGUUGGCAGUUCAUCAUGGAUCACAACUGGAUCUUGCAUCAGGUCUGGCAUUUGAACAAACUUGCUACGCCCAAGUGAUUCCGACGCAGGACCGAUUGGAAGGUCUUGCAGCAUUCAGAGAGAAACGAACACCAGUCUAUACUGGUCGUUGA
Batrachochytrium dendrobatidis JAM81 is the source of this 879-nucleotide messenger RNA. RefSeq lists its product as uncharacterized. The transcript has 8 exons. Gene Ontology annotation, cellular component: mitochondrion. Gene Ontology annotation, molecular function: catalytic activity. Gene Ontology annotation, biological process: fatty acid beta-oxidation. Lineage: Eukaryota; Fungi; Chytridiomycota; Chytridiomycetes; Rhizophydiales. Bases 1 to 879 code for a protein of 292 amino acids. The record is from RefSeq and is a predicted model, not a curated record.